Oryzias latipes (Japanese medaka) is the source of this 2839-nucleotide messenger RNA. The record is from RefSeq and is a predicted model, not a curated record. Lineage: Eukaryota; Metazoa; Chordata; Actinopteri; Beloniformes; Adrianichthyidae.
AGAGGGUUUAUUACUGCAAGCAACACUGCAGUUCUGUGGUUAAUGGUUGUUUUAUGUGCUAUAUCUGUUCAGAUCAGAUGCCGUGCUACAAAAUUUGUGGUGAUCAGUAGAUAAAACUAAGACAUUUUUUUCUUUUAACAUUUGUUAGUGUUACCACAGUGGCACAUUCAUUUCAGUUUGCUUCUUUUUUUAUUUUACUUAAAUGUCUUCAUUUGUAAGUUACUGUAUUUCAAAACUUUUCUUAUUAUAAAAUGUCCUGAGAAGCAGAGGUCCUCCCAUCAGUCUCAGCUAAAUUUUGCAUUAGCACUGAAAAUGGAAAUGGACAAAGUUUCUGUUGUGAAUGGGGUCUGACUCACUUGAAUAACAAGUCACCCGGUGGUGACCCUGUGAACCGAUUUGGCUCCAAUUACCGGUACUCUGAUUAUUAGCACCAGCCUUCAGAAGGAAAACAUGGCCUACUGACUCACAAAACUGAAAAUAAAAUAAGAAAAAAAAAAAACUAAAGAAAAAACACUUUGCCCAGUUUUGCAAAAUCAGUCUGCAAUUAAGUUCUGCGAUUUUUACUCACAUUUUUCAUUGAGGACUGAACCAAAAAUUUUGAAUCACUUUCUUUAGAUGUGUGCUCCCAUCCUUGAGCAAGAAAUUAGUUUAAAAUUUUCUUUAAUGCCACGUUUGAUACUCUGAUAGGAGACAACGUUCACAGACGCUUCAGGCUGCAGCCACCGUGUUGGAACAUGCCCCCGCCAACGUUCAACGGAAAAAAAAAAAAAAAAAAAACUGCCAAGAGAUAAUCACUGAAGCAUGACCCACAGAUUCAUGAUCAGUAAUUCACCGCACAGUGUGGCUAAGGAUCCGGCAUCAGCUGGUUUUAAGAAUCACUUCUCCCCUGAAAAACAGAAGGAGUUCACAGUUUUGGAGUGGACUCCCCCAUGAGGGUGAGGGUAACACACCUGAGCGAGCGGAACCUUUUGCUUAACUUUUUAGGAAGAGGCCAUUCUUCAUCCAAGUUUGCUCUGCCUUCUGCUCACUUCUUUUUGGCGUGCAUACCUAACUGGCGGGAAUGCAGUUGUGCUGCAGCUGAGAAACAGUCAGACUUGUGGCUACAAGCACACGGCUUAUUGCAUCACAUCCAAGUGAGUUAUCUGAGUGACUUUGUGGGUGUGUAUGGGACUUUUUUUUUCAGAAACCUUAAGUCAGAUCAGGAAGUGCAAUGUUGUGACAGUGCAGGAAGACGUUGGUGCAUAAUGCCACCAUUUCUGGGUCUUUAACUUGUAAAAUGAGAGACGCUUGGGUCAACACCCCUCUGCUGCUGCUGCUGCUGCUGCUGGCCAGUCUGACCAGAACAGCAAUUUCCCAAGACAAUGAAGGUGCUGAAAACACUGAAGACACUGAAAAUACUGAAAAUGAUGAAAAUGUUGAAAAGGCUGAAGAGGUUUCAGACUUAGCUUCAGACAACACGCAAGAUGAUUCACAACCAGACAACACAGAAGAAGAGCCAAAUACAACGCAAGAAAAUGGAGGUGAUCUAGCAACACAAUCAGAGACAGAAAUAACCACGGAAAGUACUGCUGUGCAAGAUGACCUGGCAGAAAGCACAGAAAAUCUGCCAGAUGAUGCAAGUACAAGAAGUCCCACCACUUUAGAUGAAGCCAGUUCAAGUGCAACUGAGGGGAGUGCAGAGGAUCCUUUAUCAGAAGAAGCUCCAGUAACAUAUGAUCUGGACUAUGUAUCUUCAGAUUCUUCGACAGAGGAGCCUGGAGACUCAACCCUCAUGCUCAUCCUGAUUCCUGUGGUGAUAGUAACUCUCAUCUGCAUGGUAGUUUGUGGUUAUUUCAUCAUUCGCAAGUGGAAACAGAACGCCACAAAAAGAGCGUCAGUUAAAGAAGAUCCAUUUUUGGACGAACCCAGCACAGAGAAGGUGCCGAUGCCCAUGUUCGAGGAGGACGUGCCUUCUGUACUUGAACUAGAAAUGGAAGAUUUUGACCAGUGGAUAACAAAAGAUUGUUAAAGGACACUCUGGUUUGCACGGACCCACAAUGACAGACAGACUGUUGAGGCUUUGACCUUUCACCGCAUUGGCAAACUGAGAGGUGUACCUCCUGACUGUCUUCCCUGGAAAGCAACAAGCAGCGGCUCAACAGAUAAAUAUGGUUCCCUUUGGUUUUUGCUCUUCUUCAAGCAUGGUUGCCGUCAGCUUUUGCAAAUGGAAACAUGAAGUGUUGCAGCAAGACGUUUAGGAAACUCAAUUAGUUCCAUUUGAACCUUUACACCACAUAGCUUCACAGGAGGCAACAAUUAUAUUUCUGAGUGAAUCAAAAAUUUGCAAAGUAAACAUUAAUGUCCAGGUAUUGGGUACAAAAAGUGAAAGCAUGAUAUUUUUAUUUAUCAUUUUCUGACUGCCUUUUUCUUUUUCAUGGUCUACAUUCAUGCCGUCUCAGGUUCAAAGGAUUCAACUGUCUGUAAAUAUGUGUAGAGCGGCCGCACAAAGAAUUGUUAUUCUGCCUUCAGUUCAUGAAAUGAGAAUUUUUUGAUAAGUUAUUGUUGUUUUCUGAACUCACCUUCUGCUAAUGGUGAAGUUUGUAUUUCACUGUGGAUAACGUAUACUCUGUGACUGAAUACUUGAUAUUUGCAGAGGCUGUGUGUGUGUUUUGUUAUCAGUUUGCCCUCAAAGUGUUUGUUCAAAGCAGAUUUAAUGGUGUAAAAAAUGUGAUUCAGUCAGAUGUUAAAGAGUUUGCGUUGUAAAUCAUCGUGACCAGCAAGACCUAACACAUGUAUCAUUUUUUACUUUUUUCAAACAUUUCUGUUUUUCUGUCACAGUUUUAGAUAAAAUUCUAAAAAC